AGAGUGCAGAGCCGGGAGCCGGGAGCAGUGCGUUACGUCUCGCCACUACUACAUACCUCUCAUUCUCAUACCUCGUACCACAUCACACACCACACGUGUGCGUGCCAAUUGCCAUUGCCACUUGCCACCCUGCCACCCUGCCACCAGCUGUGCACCGCCCUGCUUUUGAGACCGGGUCGCGAGUUGCGAACACGCUCGUGGUGAUUCUGCACGAAAUACUUUUCUCCUGCGUCUGCAUGACUUUUUAUCAGCGACACGCGAGUAUCACGCCGCCGUUCCUCGUCCGAAGAUCAACGCACGCACCACCGCCGGCCGACCCGACCCGACCCGAUCGCCGAGAGUCGAGUCGAGACUGUCGAGAGUCGAGAGACAGCUUGUCGGAAAAACGUGAAGUAGAGGAGUCGGGGCGUUGGGAAGAAAACUGAACAGCACCGUCAACUGCAGCAGCGAGCCAAAAUGCAGGAGUCCCAGCCGAAAAAGGGGAAGAAAGGUAGGAGAAAGCGCAAUGACAGCGACGAAGACAUUGAACAAGUAUUGGCAGAGUUGGCAUUGGAAUAUUCUGGAGAGAAACCAGAAGCUACGGACAAUAAAGUUGAAGAUAAAACAGAACCGGACGUGCAAAAGAUUGACAAUGAAGAUAAAAAGAAAAAAGGGAAGAAGGAUAAGAAAAAGACUGAAAAGAACGAUAUCAAAGACGAUACUGACGAAACUAUGGACAAUAAUAUUGUAGAAUCAGAAUUAAACAAUACUGACAGGGACGUUGAAGUUAGUACUGUAAAAACGGCGGCACAAAAGAAAAAAGAGAAGAAAGAAAGGGAGAAGCAAAAGAAGUUAGCUCAGAAAAAAGCGGAAACUGCAAAGGAAGGUGGCAACAAGAAAGAGGAUGACGAAACUGCAGCUUCUGAAGAAAAGAAAAAUGAUAAAGUUAUAUCAGCAAAGAAGGAUCAGGAUAGCGUAGAAGCCGAUGGUGACGUUGCUGAGACUGAAGAUGGUACAAAGAAGAAAAAGAAGAAAGGUGGUAAGGAAGAAACUAAAGAAAAAGGUAAAGGACCUGGAAAGAAAACUAUUGCCGCUAUGCAGGAAGCUUUGAAAAAAUUGAAAGAAGAAGAAGAACGAUUGAAGCAUGAAGAAGAAGAAAGGAUAAGGCAGGAAGAAUUGCGAGAGCAGGCAAGAUCGGAGCAAGUGCGACUUGAACAGGAGCGUAAAGAAAAGAAGAAAUUGAAAGAGAAACAACGAAAAGAGAGAUUGAAGGCAGAAGGAAAAUUCUUAACAACGAAACAAAAACAAGACAGAGCUAGGGCACAAGCGAUGCUUGAGGCACUUAAAGCUCAAGGUUUUGAUUUGCCAGAUGUUGGAGAGAAAAAACCUAGACCAGGAACACGAAUUAGACCAAAUAAAAUGAAGCAACAAGUUAGUGUAGAGAAGAAAGAGGAAGAAAAGAUUGAGGAUAAUGAAACAUCCGCGGCUCAAGUACAAGUAGAAAUAGUAGAUGAACCGGUACAGGAAGUAAAGGAAAAGAAGGAAGAAGACGAUGUUAAGGAUUCGUGGGAUGCUGAGACUACUGAUGAUGAACAGGAAGAGGAAGAUAAAUCAGACGAUAUUCUUAAGACACCUGAAAAAGUGAAGAAAUUUGGUCAAAAAGUUCCAACCUCGGCUGAACCAGAAAAGAAAGAAUCAUCCGAAAGCGAUACAGAGAGCGAAAGCGGAAGUGAAUCUGAAUCCGACGACGAGAGCGACGACGAUAGCGAAGUGGAGGAUAAAAUGCCAGAUGCCGCACGUAAAAAGGAACGUGCAAGGGAACGAAUUCAGAAUCGCCGUAUAGAGGCAGAGAAGAAAAAAUCUUUGGAUAAUUUGAGGGCCGCCGUUGUCUGUGUUUUGGGACACGUCGAUACUGGCAAAACGAAAAUCCUGGACAAAUUGAGAAGAACGAAUGUACAAGACGGAGAAGCUGGUGGUAUAACUCAACAAAUUGGUGCUACUAAUGUGCCGAUUGAAGCUAUCCAAGAAUCAACGAAGCAUGUAAAGGGCUUUGCCGACAAGAAAUUUAAAAUUCCUGGUCUCUUGAUCAUAGACACACCUGGUCACGAAUCGUUUAGUAAUCUCAGGAGCAGAGGGUCUUCUCUUUGUGAUAUAGCAAUUUUAGUUGUAGACAUUAUGCAUGGGUUGGAACCGCAAACUAUAGAGAGUAUCAAUUUAUUGAAAGCAAAAAAAUGUCCUUUUGUUGUCGCUCUCAAUAAAAUCGACAGAUUGUACGAUUGGCAGACCAUGAAUCGUAAGGAUGUUCAAGAUAUAGUGAAGAAUCAAGAAUCUAAUACUCAGCGAGAAUUUGAGAGGCGGUCGAAGGAUAUCAUUGUACAAUUUGCUGAGCAAGGUCUGAAUGCGGCAGUGUAUUACGAAAAUCCGGAUCCGAGAGAAUACGUGUCGUUAGUUCCUACCAGUGCUAUAACAGGCGAAGGUAUGGGCAAUCUGUUGGCAUUAAUAGUUGAUGCCUGUCAGGGUCCUCUGGCUAAAAGAUUGAUGUACAGCGAAGAGCUACAAGCUACCGUCUUAGAAGUCAAAGCAUUGCCUGGACUUGGUACUACGAUAGACUGUAUUCUAGUCAAUGGCAUGUUAAGAGAAGGUGAUACAGUCAUCAUCGCUGGUACGGACGGACCUAUUGUAACACAAAUUCGCUCGCUUCUUAUGCCGCAGCCGUUAAAGGAAUUGCGAGUUAAGAAUGCAUAUAUCGAAUAUCGUGAAGUUAAGGCAGCUCAAGGAGUGAAAGUUGCUGCUAAAGAUUUGGAAAAGGCCAUUGCUGGAUUAAAUCUGCAAGUUGCACAAAAACCAGAUGAAAUAGACGUUUUGAAAGAAGAAAUAGGAAAGGAAUUGUCGAGUGCUCUAGGAAACAUUCGACUAGCUGAACGAGGAGUUUACGUUCAGGCGUCAACCUUGGGAGCUCUUGAAGCGUUGUUGGACUUCCUGAAAAGCAGCAAAAUACCGUACUCCGGAAUUCGUAUCGGACCGGUCGUCAAGAAAGACGUCAUGAAAGCUUCUAUCAUGCUGGAGCACGACAGCCAAUACGCCACGAUUCUCGCAUUCGAUGUAAAAAUCGAGAGGGACGCGCAAGAGCUCGCGGACUCCCUGGGCGUUAAAAUCUUCCAGGCUGACAUUAUUUAUCACCUGUUCGACAAAUUCACCAAUUACAGGGAGGAACUGAAGCAGCGCAAGCGGGAUGAGAACAAGCACAUCGCCGUGUUUCCGUGCAAGCUCAAGAUUCUGCCGCAGUACGUAUUCAACUCGAGGGAUCCGAUCGUGAUCGGCGUAAUGGUCGAGGCUGGAAUCGUCAAGGAAGGAACGCCGCUCUGCGUCCCGAGCAAGGACUUUGUUGACUUGGGCAUGGUAACUAGUGUAGAGUACAAUCAUAAGCCCGUGGAAUCGGCUAGGAAAGGCCAAGAAGUCUGCAUCAAAAUCGAGCCCGUACCAGGAGAAGCACCCAAGAUGUUUGGUCGCCAUUUCGAGGCGAAAGAUUUCCUCGUCAGCAAGAUAAGCAGGCAGAGUAUAGACGCAUGCAAGGAUUACUUUAGAGAUGACCUGCUAAAGACUGAUUGGCAACUCAUGGUGGAAUUGAAGAAGCUCUUCCAGAUACUCUAGGAUACGAUGAGGAUAUCCACACCGGAUAUCCUCUCGAAGGAAGCGGUGCACGCGAUUCGCAUUGCUGCCACGCCCGUGUGGCGUGUAGAUAUAAACGUCGCCGCUCGUAUUACUAACAGUAUAAACGGCCGGGGCUGAGACGAUUGGAUUGAAAUCGUUCAGCCAACGCGAGAUACUUGUCUCGCUGUGAACGAAAGCAAUGCAGGACGACAACAGGUGCAUCCAGGAGAUUCCAGAUUCCAGGAGACUAUCAGGAGCACGACCGCUCACUAAGCGGCUAAGUAGUAAUUAAGUGUGAUUGGUUAAUGGUUAGAUCCAAAGGUAAGAACCAAUCACAUUCUAUCGUUACUUAUUGUUAGUGAUUCAGUGAGCGAUCGUACUCCUGGAUGCACUCAACGUAUCGCGCGUCGCCGACGUUGAGCGUUGCGUUAGGCGAAAUGUCUUUUUCUUUUUCUUCGCUGGCAUCUCGAUACUCAUACUCACAUCGCCAAUUCAAUGACUGUCGAAGAUAAUUUCAUAUAAUAAAUGUAUCGACGGGAUAUGUUAUUUUAUUAAAAGAGACGUAAUACGUAACCCCAAUUGUGUGUACAAUAUACAUAUAAUAUUAUCGAGUACGAUUAACGGAUGGAAAUAUUAUCAAAAGUUGACGAUUUAUUCAGCCCCCCGAAUCAGUUGCAGAUGUUCCUGGUUAUCGUCAUGUAAUUAUAAUCGAUAGAUCCGCUCCUUAUCGACACAAUAAUGUAAACCGGUCGAUCAUCGGUCGCCUUAUGUUUCUCUGCAUUUUUCAUAUUUGUCCGCGACGACUUUGUACAAAUUUCAAAGAAGAAUCGGGUGACGGACUCAAGUGAGUUACACGCUCGUGAUUAACACACUGUUGUUCCCCGUAACUGUUGCGUGAAACACGAAUCAACCGUCAGCCGUCAGCUGAUGAGCAUCGCGGCGACGCGGACGAGGAAGCCGCUUCUCAGAAUAAGGUAUGUCAUACAUAUUCCGCCUCCGGUUGCGUCCGGAACACGACCAAGUGCACCCGAAGCGUCCCGACCCGACGAUGACGAUGAAACGAAUCCCAAGAGCCGCUUUUUGCGAUAGACCAGAUUUCCAUGCGAUAAACAUCCAAGUCGCGCAUAGAAUUGAUAGAAUUAACUAUCCAUUAAUUACGUGUCCACCUGAGAGUAAUACGAUAUAAAACUAUAAAUGGAUAUAUUACUGAGAGGAUAUAUUACUUUCUAAAUAUAUGUAAAAAAAUAUAUUUAUAAAAAUAUAACGUGACGUGUUGUAUGUAGAUGAGUAUGUACUGACAAUGAGAGAUUAUUAACGGUUAUCGUAUCCGAAACAUAAUAUCGCAAAAGCUGCCUAAUAAUGAUCUCUGCACUCCUCGCGACCACUUUCAGACAGGUGCGCGCCUUGGUGUCACAUUCGCAAAGACCAUAGGGUAACGAAACACCCGUUGAGGACCUUGGGUACUUGCGUACACGUACAUAUAUGUAUUAUACAUAUAAUACGACCGCGACGGCGCGGCGCGGCGUUCUCGCGCGUCCUGCCUUAUUAGAUAACCCAAGGAGCUCAUCAAGCAAGCGUUUUAUUACUCUCCGCGAAGAAAAGUCGUUAAAUUUUCUUUCUUUCUUUCUUUCUUUUUUUCUCCCAAUAACAGAAGAACGCGCUGAACGCGCCUCGUUUUUGGUUGCGAAACUACGAUAUUCAAGUAUUCGACAUCAUCAACAAACUGACAUUAAUAUAUAAUUUUUUUAAAUGCUUUUGUGUUGUAUAUAAAUAUAAAAAGCUGAUUGGAAGUGGAGUCGAUCUGUGAAUUUCACGGAGCAUUUCACGUGUUUGCGGCAGUACUCGUGUCACGUAUGUAUUUUAUGUGAAAAUCCAAAUUCAAAUGUAUGCAUAAUGAUAAUGUCUAA
This is a messenger RNA of Temnothorax curvispinosus, 5537 nucleotides long. It is a transcript of the gene eIF5B, whose product is annotated as eukaryotic translation initiation factor 5B. The record is from RefSeq and is a predicted model, not a curated record. The coding region runs from base 457 to 3630 and encodes 1057 amino acids. Lineage: Eukaryota; Metazoa; Arthropoda; Insecta; Hymenoptera; Formicidae. Gene Ontology annotation, molecular function: GTPase activity; translation initiation factor activity; GTP binding. The transcript has 16 exons.